UUCACUCUUCUUGCCUCUCCUUUUCCUUUUUUCAACUUCUUCCAUCAGUUCUGCCACUAAUAAACACCCAAAAGGUUUCAGCAUUGACCUCAUUCAUCGUAACUCACCAUUAUCACCCUUCUAUAACUCCUCCAUGACCCACUCGGAGCGCGUCCAAAACGCUGCGUUAAGCUCCAUUUCUCGAGCUAAUCGCUUUCGCCAGUCUCAUGUGGCUGAAACAAGUGAGUUAGUAGAAACUGAUAUGAUCCCAAUCCUCGAUGGAGCCUACCUCAUGAAGAUCUUCAUUGGUACUCCGCCUGUAGAGAGAUGGGCUAUUGCAGACACAGGAAGCGACCUUAUUUGGUACCAAUGCUUACCUUGUGCUCGGUGCUAUCGUCAAAACACACCGUUGUUUGAUCCUAAAAAUUCAUCCAGUUAUAUGCCUCUGUCAUGUGGCUCUGACCUUUGUAAAGCUCUACCCAAAUAUCUUGUGCAAGUUCAAGUGUAUCCUAGAUGUGGAACGUCGAAUGAGUGUACGUAUUUUUAUGCGUAUUUGGGUCGCUCAUACGCUAUGGGAGAACUGGGUGAUGGUGGCCAAGCUGUUUCGUUUCCUAAGACGGUGUUUGGAUGUGGACACAACAACCAAUUGCAAGGAACUUCUAGCGUGUCCAUCGCAGGGCUUGUCGGGCUUGCUCAAGGGGGUUUGUCAUUAGUUUCUCAAAUGGGUAGCAUAGGUCGCAAAUUCUCGUACUGUCUGCCUCCUUUCAGUGAAAAUACCAUAACUAAACAAAGAUUUGGGGAAGAAACCACCAUAUCAGGAAAUGGGGUUGUCUAUUCGUCCACUCCUUUGAUAACCAAACCUGGUACCUUGUCGUCGUCUUACUUCCUCAACCUUGAAGGUAUCACCGUCGGACAACAAAAAGUGUCGUUGACAAGUCAAAGCGAUGGAAACAUAUUCAUUGAUUCUGGAACGACAUUGACAAUGCUCCCACCAAGCUUUUAUGACCAGGUUGAAGCUUUGGUGAAGCAAGCCAUCGGAGCCGACCAAUUCAUAGUACAAAACAAUCAGUUCAAAUUGUGUUACACAAAUGCUAACUCCAUCCAGAAUUACCCAAAUUUUGAGGUUCAUUUUACGGGAGCCAACCUUUCCUUAAAAACACAGAACUUCUUCCUUUUCAUAAACGACGAUGUUAUGUGCUUUGCGAUGCUUCCCACUGAUUCAAAUGGAAUAUCCAUUUAUGGAAACGUGGCUCAGAUAUAUUUUGAAGUCGAGCAUAAUCUUGAUCAGAAAAAAAUUUCUUUUGCGCCUGUCGACUGUGCUAAUAAACAGUAA
Messenger RNA from Prosopis cineraria, 1312 nucleotides. RefSeq names its product aspartic proteinase CDR1-like. Gene Ontology annotation, cellular component: extracellular region. The transcript is spliced from 3 exons. The record is from RefSeq and is a predicted model, not a curated record. NCBI's taxonomy places the organism in Eukaryota, Viridiplantae, Streptophyta, Magnoliopsida, Fabales, Fabaceae. Bases 134 to 1312 code for a protein of 392 amino acids.